Seminavis robusta is the source of this 799-nucleotide messenger RNA. The record is from the annotation of a GenBank genome assembly. Lineage: Eukaryota; Bacillariophyta; Bacillariophyceae; Naviculales; Naviculaceae.
CCAAGGCACGAUUGUUCUUUCUUGAAGGCUUCAAGCGCAAGAAGCCUGGGGACCAGCACUCGCUCAAUUGUUUUGUGUGAUUGCCAAGCAACAAGAGUGGUGAUGAGGCUCACAAUCCAACGACACAACACAACCAAAAGCAAAAGCAAAAGCAAACAACCAAAGUCAGUUCGCUUCAUCUCGUCUCACAAAUAAUGUUCCCUCUCUCACUGCACCGCAACCAACCACUGAACGACCUAGACUCGUGUACCACAACUUCCACUGCUGACGAUCACAACAUCAUGCUCUCUCCUUCGUCUCAACAAACCCCCACCAGCCCUCGAACUGGUCUAGCCGCCCGCAUGCAACGCCGCCUGCGUCGCAUGAGCAGCAAAGACAAAGAGACUAAUAGCAACAAGAAUAACAAGUUUGACUUGCUGGCACGACAAGAACAACGACAACUGGGCGAAGAGAUCAAGACCAGCAAACACUACGUCAAGAACUUGCAAAACUCGUACAAGAUUCGCCAACACGCCAAGGCCACCAGCAUGAUGCAAGUCUUUGCCAAGAUGCACGCUUCUGACUUGUCCGAAGAGAUUCAACUGUGCGAACAAGAGCUCAAGUACGAAGAGAGCAUGCACUCCAUUGAUCAUUCCACAACAAGACGAAGAAUGCGAGAUGGAUCUCUCCGAUCUUCUGCACGCAAUGCAUACUCCACGGCAGCAUGACCCAUUCCAUAUUAUUGCCCUGCAGCCGCGCCUGAGAAUGCAUCCAUAGAAUCUCAUCAUCAUUACUAUAACUUAUAACUUGCUCAGCAGCG